AGAGGUUUCUUAAUAAAAGAGCGUACGUGAUGUCGAGAUCCAGUUUGCCUUGCUAGCUGAAGAGAGAUCUGUGUGCAUCGAAGCCUUUAAUUUUUUUUAUUAUUUUACAUUCAUCUAUGUGUCAAUGAGAAUUAUAGAUUUUCUUUUGAACUCCAGAAACCAACAAAACAUUCUUGGUUUGGAGAAAAAUCUCCGAACAAAAAAAGGAAGCAGAACAGGAAACUCCGGUAACUACAAGGAACUUCAAGUACUCACCAGAAUACACCACGUACCUUAGAUUAUUCGUCAUUCAAGUGAUCAAGAUGGUACAGAGCGAAUUAUUCUCAACUGGGCACAAAAAACCUUAUGAUAACAGGAGUAUAAUACCUAACAAAAAAUUUGGUUUGGACGCUGACAAAAAAACGUCAUAUGUCAAAGAAAACAAGGGGGCAAAUCCUGGAUCGAAGAAAGAAAAUUCCGCCUGGGGAUCAACAUUCAAAAACAAAGAACAUUUUGCGAGUUUACAUCAUUUUUAGUUAUAUUAUACUCUCAAUAUCAUAUGUAUGAUUCUCUUUUAGUUAGUAAUAUAAAGGCACCUUAUUAAAAUCA
Messenger RNA from Leptinotarsa decemlineata (Colorado potato beetle), 588 nucleotides. RefSeq lists its product as uncharacterized. The record is from RefSeq and is a predicted model, not a curated record. Lineage: Eukaryota; Metazoa; Arthropoda; Insecta; Coleoptera; Chrysomelidae.